AUGCCCUCCGCAGACUUCGUCGCCGCCCAGCAACGCAUAGCAGCCCGCCGCGCUCAACGCGCGCUUCAACAACGGAAUCAUCAUGAACCUCCGCCAUCAACCGCGCAACGCGCCCUCUCGCGCCUCCCCUUCCCCUUCAGCAGCCUCUCCACCACUGGAUUCAGUAUCUGGGACGCGAUAAAAGGCCGAUCGGGAACACGACCAGAGUUCCGCGUCGGCCAAGUCGAUGCCGAACUCCUCGAUGAAGAACUCCUUACAUUGAUGAAGGAUCAAGUCGGCGAAGGCCUGAAAUACUUUGGAAGUCAUAUUACAGACCAUUACUCGGCUGAAAUACUACUGGCUCUGAGAGCUAUGCUAUGGAAACUGAGUAUCUGGGAUCAGAAUGCCAGUUAUGGCGCGCAUCUACAGGGGCUGAGGUAUACGGAUGCGCGGAGUAGUGCGCCGAAUCGCCCGCCGCCCAAGCCAUGGCAAAAGGUCGCCUAUGGGGCUGUCACAGUGGGGGGGAGGUAUGCGUGGACCAAGUGGGAAGAGUACCUUCUAUCCGCGUCAGAAGACUACACCAGGCCCGAGAGUGCGAGAUUGAAGGUUCUGGGGCGGUUGAGCGAACUGGCAGGGAAUGCGCACGACGUCCUCGGCCUUGCCAGCUUUCUCGUCUUCCUCGUCGACGGCCGCUAUAGGACCAUAACAGAUCGCCUGCUCCGUCUACGCCUGACACCCACCUCACACUCAACAUCACGCGAAGUCAGUUUCGAAUACCUCAACCGCCAACUCGUAUGGCAUGCCUUCACCGAGUUCCUCCUCUUCCUCCUCCCACUCGUCGGCAUCUCUCGCUGGCGUCGCAUCCUAAGCCGCACAUUCAAGAAACUGCGAACAACAGUACUCUCUCUACUCGGCCGCUCAAAGCCCAACAACGAGGAAGGAGAUGAAGAGGCCAAGGCUGCCGGUGAACUAGGUUUCCUACCCGAACGCACCUGCGCAAUCUGCUACCGCGACCAAAACCCAACCACAACCAGCGAAGCCGACAUCCUCACCUCCUCAGCCGGUGGCGGCGGCGUCGUCGGCUCCGCAACAACAGACAUCACCAACCCUUACGAAGCCAUCCCAUGCGGCUGCAUAUACUGUUUCGCAUGCAUCGCGCAACGCAUCGCAAACGAAGAAGGCGAAGGUUGGACAUGUCUACGCUGUGGCGAGACAGUCAAGGAAUGCCGACCUUGGAACGGCGAUAUCAUCGAGGAGCAACCCCGUCGGGUAGAGCAUACCGAAGUGCAUGAACGACCCAGUACAGCCAAGUCUGUUGGUUUUGCUACCGGUCACAACGACCAUGACAAUGAGCUAGAUGAGAAGGCUUUGCUGAGGGAAGUCGAUCCCAUGCCAGAGCAAGAAGACGUUACAGAUGUAACGCAAGAGGAAGAAGGUAUCAUGGGAACGACUCAGACGCGCGGUCUGGAUCUAAGUGAGUCGUUGUUUACCGAGAGCUCCGAGUGGGCACGUGCUAGUGAGGAUCGGAGCAGCGACGACGAGCAGAGUGAAGAAUAUGACGAGGAUGAGGAAGAGGAGGGUGAGGAAUUGGGGUUUUAUGACCAAUAA
Molecule: messenger RNA, 1587 nt
Organism: Alternaria atra
Lineage: Eukaryota; Fungi; Ascomycota; Dothideomycetes; Pleosporales; Pleosporaceae
Exons: 1
Coding region: 1-1587 (528 amino acids)
Biological process (GO): protein import into peroxisome matrix
Cellular component (GO): peroxisomal membrane
Molecular function (GO): zinc ion binding
Source: RefSeq, a predicted model, not a curated record